This is a messenger RNA of Dunckerocampus dactyliophorus (ringed pipefish), 2922 nucleotides long. It is a transcript of the gene cyp17a1, whose product is annotated as steroid 17-alpha-hydroxylase/17,20 lyase. The record is from RefSeq and is a predicted model, not a curated record. Lineage: Eukaryota; Metazoa; Chordata; Actinopteri; Syngnathiformes; Syngnathidae. Gene Ontology annotation, biological process: hormone biosynthetic process; progesterone metabolic process. The coding region runs from base 39 to 1583 and encodes 514 amino acids. Gene Ontology annotation, molecular function: iron ion binding; steroid 17-alpha-monooxygenase activity; heme binding. The transcript is spliced from 8 exons.
AGCUCCUUUGCUCUUUGCUGAGAAUCUCUCGACAGACAAUGGAUUGGGUUCUGUGCGCGUGCGUGUGCUUUGCCUUGGUUCUGUUUCUUGUAGCGUUCAAGUUGAAGUGUCGAACUUCCCCGCAUGGACCCCGGGAGCCCCCGCACCUCCCGUCGCUCCCUUUCAUCGGAAGUCUGCUGAGUCUGAGAAGCGCGCAUCCUCCUCAUGUGCUUUUCCAGAAGCUCCAGGAGAAAUACGGUCAGACGUAUUCGCUGAUGAUGGGCUCGCACAGAGUCAUCAUCGUCAACCAGCAUUGUCAUGCCAAAGAAGUCCUGCUCAAGAAGGGGAGAUUGUUCGCAGGACGGCCGCGAACAGUAACCACAGAUAUUCUGACCAGAGACGGGAAAGAUAUUGCUUUUGGAGACUACAGCGCUACCUGGAAGUUCCACAGGAAACUCGCGCAUGGAGCUCUCUGCAUGUUUGGAGAAGGUUCCGCUUCAAUCGAGCACAUCAUCUGCACACAGGCUCAGUCUCUUUGCUCCAUCCUUGUGGACAAAGCUGAGGCAUCACUGGACUUUUCUCCUGAGCUGACGCGCGCCGUCACCAACGUGGUGUGUUCUUUAUGUUUCAACGCCACAUACUGCAGAGGAGAUCCUGACUUUGAGGCCAUGCUUCUUUACAGCCAGGGCAUUGUGGACACUGUAGCCAAAGACAGCCUGGUGGAUAUUUUCCCUUGGCUACAGAUUUUUCCCAAUUACGACCUGCGGCUCCUGAAACAAUGUGUUUCAAUCAGAGACCAACUUCUCCAUAAGAAAUACGAGGAACACAAGGCAACCUACAGUGAUCACUUGCAGAGAGACCUCAUGGAUGCUCUCCUGAGAGCCAAGCGCAGCGCCGAGAACAACAACACGACGGAAAUGAGCGGCGAGGGUUCAGUGGACCUCAGCGAUGACCACAUCCUGAUGACUGUGGGGGACAUCUUUGGAGCCGGUGUGGAAACCACCGUCACUGUCCUCCGAUGGGCCAUCAUCUACCUCAUCCAUCACCCUGAGGUGCAGAAACGCAUCCAGGAGGAGCUAGACAGCAAGUUAGGAUGUCAGAGUCCCCGCCUUAGUGACAGAGGCAGUCUGCCACACCUGGAGGCCACCAUCAAGGAGGUGCUGCGGAUCCGUCCCGUGGCGCCUCUGCUCAUCCCCCAUGUGGCGCUCUGUGACACCAGCCUCGGGAAUUUCAAGGUGCAAAAAGGAACCCGAGUCAUCAUCAACCUGUGGUCUUUGCACCACGACCAGAAGGAAUGGAAACACCCUGAGCGCUUUGAUCCCGCUCGAUUCUUGAACAGUGACGGCACAGGUCUGGUCAUCCCAUCGCCCAGUUACCUGCCUUUUGGAGCUGGGAUCAGGGUGUGUCUAGGAGAAUCCUUAGCCAAGAUGGAACUUUUUCUUUUCCUGGCCUGGAUUCUGCAGCGCUUCACGCUCUCUACCCCGCCAGGUCAACCCCCUCCCCUGUUGGAGGGCAAGUUCGGUGUGGUCCUUCAGCCCGCCAAGCACAAGGUGACCGCGAUACCCAGACCAAGCUGGAAGACAAACACGUGCGAGGCUUGCUAACUUUAUGUUACAGUGGAGCGUUUGCUGGUCAAACAUCUCAAGCCAAACCUCCACACAUCAGUGCAAAGUCCGUCACACCGGGGGCUUCGCUCUAUCACGGCUUUUCAGAAAUACACAGCGUUCCCUCGUGUAUCGCAAGAGAUAGGUUCCAAAAUAGCCCGCAAUAAGUGAAAUCCGCCAUGCCGCCUAUGGCCAUGUCUCUUUGUCCUGGGGCUGUUCGGCUGUAGUGUUUUUGUAUCCUUGUUAAAACAUAUUGCUCUUGUCGCGGUGUUUGCCUCACACGGUUAGCUUCUCCUGUUUCUCUGUUGUUUACAGUAUUGGCGGUGAGCAAGCAGCUCACACGGUUAGCUAGUUUGGUAGCCAGGACCACAACCACAACCACAACAGAAGGCGGCACAAAGGAGAUUGAUUGACAAUGGCCUGCAGCCAAUCAGGACACAGAAAACAAUGAGUGGUGCAGACAGAAGAGACAGAAUAGAGACACCGCUGCCUGUGAACUACAACACUAAAACAAAACAAAAAAAAAAUAUCAACAAAAAAAGAAAAACACUAAAAAAAAAAAAAUGGAGAUGGAGCGAGGGAACACUGUAUUCCCAAAAUCAAAUCAUGUCGUUUCGUGGUCGGUCAAGAAAUAUGCCUAUUUAAGCUAAUGUUAUGUCUUUUUUUGCCAAAAUUAAGCAUUUUAAAGCAUAUAAAUGGCUAAAUGAAUUAAAAUACAAAUAUAAGGCUCUAAUGUUUGGUUAGACGCACAAGCACCAGACUUUUAUUGCAGGUUUGAAUUAUCUCACAACAUGCACAAUAAUCCCUAACAAAAACACAAGCUACUGUUGCAGCCGUAACCCACGCUAAGCUAAAACUCAACUCUGAACACAUUUACAGCAAUGCACACGAGCCUUAUUUAUGUCUUAAAUGGCUUAUUUUCUCUUAUCAUGUCUACUAUAUUGUUUAAUGUGAGUGUAAAAGUGACUGUAGGGGUGUUAUUUCAUGUCUAGAGGGCUUUAAUAAUGUUAAAGAACAUAUUUAGAAGGUUGUAAACACGUUUUCUAUGUUCUAACUAUCAAAAUAUUCCAUUUGUGUUGUUUCAAACUGAUGUGUGUGUGUGUGUGUGUGUGUGUGUGUGUGUGCAUGUGUGUGUGCGUGUGUGUGUGUGUGUGCAUGUGUGGGUGUGGGUCAAAAUUCCUCCACAGCGCUGUAAGAGACUCAUUGCAAGUUAUGUUGCUGCUAAGGGGGGCCCAACCAGUUAUUAGAUUUAGGGGGAAAUCACUUUUUCACACAUGGACAUGUAGGUUUGGAUUUUUUUUUCUCCCUUAAUAAUAAAAUGUUUCAUUUAAAUACUGCA